Molecule: messenger RNA, 1320 nt
Organism: Phaeodactylum tricornutum CCAP 1055/1
Lineage: Eukaryota; Bacillariophyta; Bacillariophyceae; Surirellales; Neidiaceae
Exons: 2
Coding region: 1-1320 (439 amino acids)
Source: RefSeq, a predicted model, not a curated record
AUGGCCGUACUAAGUGUAACAAACGAAUCGGGCAGUCAGCAGUGCAAUAGUUCCAGUCGUCCAAGGCAGCAACGCAGCGUUGAACAUCGUCAUACUAGCGAGAACGAAGGCAGGCUUCUCGAUCCCGACGUCAGCAGCACUGCCAAGCAUCGCUCCAACAGAGGCCCUAGUGUCAGAGCAAGGUCCUGCAAGGCGUCGUCUACCGGCACGAUGCAGGAUGGCGAAGAGAACCUGCUGUACCAAAAAAUCCAGAGAAGUCUACCCACCGAAUCGGAACUACUUUUGCUUUGCCUGGAUCAUUUGCGAGAUCUCAGACGGACGUAUCCUCCACACUUGUUGUCUCGCCAAGAAAACAUUCAGGCCGACUAUGUAACCAUGGCUUGUUGGGCAUUGAAUCGCGCUUUUACGGCAGAUAGAUUGACGCAUUAUGGUAAUGACUGUUUCCGAGAUAAUAACAUUGUUGCAGACGCGAUGAAUUCAGAGCCUCGGGAAGCCGGAUCCUUCCCCUCAGUCCAAGACAUGGAAGAAGAAAUCCUCGUCGCAGAAGAUCGACACAACGCGACACCGGCAGGGACCUUUGCCAACCCUGAGGAUGUAUCGCUCCGCUAUGAAUACGACGACAAUCACGUUAGCAAUGCUCUGCGCUUUUAUCCAGUUGCUGGCUUGGCAAACGGUAUGGAGUGCGAUGGGCCCUAUUCACUGGGAGAACUCGUAGCGGCCGGAAGUGUUGGUCUUGGCGCCCGGACUCGACAAACCGCCGAACGAGGGAUGAUCCAAUCGCCUCUUUUUGAACAGUUUGCUGACGCCGUCCAGCAAAAAGGCUUUUUCGAUGAUCCCGAUAACGACACGCCGUCUCAUAAUGAAAGCUCUGCCGAGCACGCAGCUCGUAUAGCUCGAAAGCAAGCCGUCUACGGGGAGCGACAUCGCAAGGUAGUGACCAAAUUUCGUAAUAAACUUGCCCACACGUCCGACGACAAGACAACAUCUGGAGAUUUCCUCGCCAUUGCAGCCGCGGAGCAAUGGCGCCAGAGUCGAAUAGUUUCUAUUCAAGAAGCCAUCAUGAACGCAGAUGAAGAGGAACCAACAGAACUGACAUCGGUUGUGGUUAGCACGGAUGAGUCGGCUUCAGCUUUUUUGAAACAGUCGCAAACACCAGAGGGUGUCACUCGACAAAUGAUGCAACAAGAUCCGAUCCUCGCCGACAAAGUCCGCCGAGCGAGCCAGGAUCCCCGGGAACUCUAUAAUGACCCAGAACUUCGACAGUUGGCCAAUGAAGCCUUGGCGGACCCUGCCUAUGCGGCUGCGUUGGGACGCAAAUGA